AUGGAGGCCUCCGAUGGGCAAGGGGCUGAAGGGGACAAGCCACUAAACGAGGUGACAGGUGUACCCUGCUUGGAGAAGGGUUCCGGCACCAUGCCCACCGGAGACUCACUUGUACGCCAUGCCAAGGGCCUGGGCCAGGACACCUUCAAAAUUUGUAAAGAAUAUCUAAGGCCACUGAAGAAGUUCCUGCGAAAGUUGCACCUGCCCAGGGACCUUCCCCAGAAGAAGAAGCUGAAGUACAUGAAGCAGAGCCUGGUGGUCCUAGGGGACCACAUCAACACCUUUCUGCAGCACUACUGCCGAACCUGGGAAAUCAAGCACUGGAGGAAGAUGCUCUGGCGAUUUGUUUCUCUCUUCUCGGAAUUAGAGGCGAGACAGCUUCGCAGGCUUUACAAGUACACCAAGAGCAACCAGACGGCCAAGUUCCUGGUGGCGUUCUGCCCCUUGGACGCCCCGGAGAGCUCCUUGCUGGCCGACCGGGAAGACAGUCUGCCCAAGCUGUGCAGUGCGUGGGGGCUGCAGAACAACAUCAGUUGCAUGAAGGAGAGGCUGUCCAAGAUGCAGGCGCCCGGCCGGGAGGCCUCCCUGCUGGCGGAGCCACCACCCCGGGGCCCGGGCGGGAAAGGUUCUCUAAGGAAACUUCCUCACAAAACAAAACUCAAGAGAAAGAGGAUUAAGGAAGCCCCAGAGACUCCAGGGACCUGCCCGUAA
This is a messenger RNA of Neomonachus schauinslandi (Hawaiian monk seal), 711 nucleotides long. It is a transcript of the gene CHCT1, whose product is annotated as chromosome 15 C17orf64 homolog. The coding region runs from base 1 to 711 and encodes 236 amino acids. The transcript is spliced from 6 exons. Lineage: Eukaryota; Metazoa; Chordata; Mammalia; Carnivora; Phocidae. The record is from RefSeq and is a predicted model, not a curated record.